AUGUCUACCACCACCAUCAUCCACCACUACCCACCUACCACCACCAACGCCACCACCACCACCACCACCACCACCUACCUACCGCCACUAUUACCACCAUCAUUUCCUAGCGCUACUACUACUUCUUAUUGUUACUACCACCUGCCACCAUCAUCACCAUCUACCACCACCACCAAUCCCUACCAUAGCCACCACCCACCUACCACCACCGCUACUACCUACCACCACCUGUCACCGCCACAACCACCACCUACCCUCACUACCAUUACUGCCACCACCACCUACCUACCGCCACUGUCACCACUAUCAAUCACCACCACCCCUACUAUCACCGCUACUACCACCACCACCACCACCACCCAUAUCUCGCCACUACCACCUACCAAAACUACCACCACCACCAUCACCAUCACCACCACUACCUACCACUACCCUACACCACCACCAUCACCGUCCACUAUCACCGUCACUAUCAACCAACACCACCACCAACUAUCAUCGCCACCGCCACCAUCUCCUACUACCACCACCAGAAUGAAUGUUCAAUUAAUAAAAUGA
This is a messenger RNA of Lactuca sativa (garden lettuce), 558 nucleotides long. Lineage: Eukaryota; Viridiplantae; Streptophyta; Magnoliopsida; Asterales; Asteraceae. The record is from RefSeq and is a predicted model, not a curated record.